AUGUUUUCAACGUUAGCGCCGUGGAUCAUUUUUCUUUCAUGUCAACAGCACGUUAGCGCAGGUACUGUCUUACCUAUAGCCUUCCUUCAUCAUUUUUCCUAUUCCUUUGAGAAGUACGCAGCUUCACGUCAAGGAAUUUUUGAUUUUUCAAUUUGGCCAAUUCAUACCUUCUGGGUCCCUAGCAACAGUUUCACAUAUCAAACGUUAUGUAAACAAUAAUACUAGCAGCAACGAUCGACACCCCACUUCUAACAGAGCAUAUAUUUACCGUUCACUUAAGGAUAGAAGAAAGUAAAUUAAGAGUAUGGAGCAAUCUCAGACUAGGGAAAACCUUGUCAGAUUCUUAAACUUCGAAGUUUAAAUCAGCAAUAGGAGCAUGUGGUCAUUAGCAAAUUUAUAAUUGUUCGCCCAAAAUUUGUUAUGUGUUCUCUGUCAGCCAUGCGUCCAACUGCAGCUCGCUCCACAUUUUUAUGUGGUUCGAAGCAUUUAGUUUACCUAUUCUCGUACAUUGUUUGCGCUCCAUCACUCUCACAAAAGGAAGGCUCACGGGCAAUAAACUCACUUAGAUUCACCAACCUGCACGUACAUUUAUACAAAAAAAUUUGUUAAGUUACUAAGAUGACUGCAUUUAUUGAUUUCUGCUCUUAAUAUUAACAUUAGUUGCUAAGACACAAUAACCUCCUACCUACCUUGAAACGGUCUAAACAUUAAGUUAUCAAAAGCAAGAUUAAAAAGAAAAUUGCCAGAGUUGAUGUACUAAAUGAAGACAACUCAGUUUUCCUAUAAACUAACAUUGGAAAAUUUUUCUUUCUUACGAAAAAGUAUGACUGAGAAAGCUAACUUUGACGACGGUAUCAAGAUCCUACAAGACUUAAUUCCCUCAACAAAAAAGCAUUUAAAACCUUUUUUCAAUAGUAAUCAAUACUUUUGGUCUUCAACUAUUUCAAAGAUUGCAAUAACUUUAUUCCCUUUUUUGACUUUGAUCACACUAAGAAGACAAAACACUAGAAAAUAAAAAGAGCAAUUAUCUAAGCCAAGAGAUAAUUUGUGGGUGUCUGUAUCAACAAAAUCAAUAAACGACUUGACAGUCUGAAUUUUCAGUUUUCGGAUCGUGCCGGCUAUCGGAAUGAUGGGAUAAUGGGUUAAGGGAUUAAGGUCAUUAAGUUUGCUCAUUAAAAAGAAUACAUUACUGCUCAAUCUAAUGGAACUUUGUUUAUACAAUCUGUUUGCAUAGUAAAGAACCUCCUUGGUAAUAAAUAUGCUCAAAUAAGAGAAGCUAAUAGACACUUAUACUCAAAAGUAAUUUGUGCUAUCACGCGGACUGCAGCAAAGGAAAGUACAGUUGAACGAGGUUGCGGGUUAACUGCUUUUCGAGCUUUUGUGAGCCGACAGUUAAAACCAGAUUUGUCAAUACAGUACUUACCUGUGUUGCUAUGGAGAUGAGGUUGUUAUGGUGUAAAACAUUAGCAGAUCAGUUUAGCAAAGGUUGUGACUAGAAUGGCUACCCCAAAGUCAGAUUGUCAUCUUCAUUCAAAAUGCAUGAUAGGGGUCUUAUAACUUAAAGUAGUAAAUAAGAGAAGGAAGAAAACAGAAGAAAACAGUAGGUAGUAUGUAGGACUUGAACCCGCGUCAUUUGAUGUAUAAUACAUAUCCGUAUCCACUACACCAUCAAGGGCUAACUGCCGAGAGUAUAGCGUUGUGUAAUAAACAUAAGGUGUCCAACCUGAUUUUGAGGUAUCCAUUCUAGUCACAACCGUUUAGCAAAGUCAACGUGAUGAAAGGAAGAUGGCAUGCGCAAUGCUAAAAACUUAAUUGACCAAUAGCAGAGAGGCAAAUUGAGCACCGGGAGUUGGAUUCAGUCCUUUCUGCGCGCUUUUGCAUUCUGGUUUUCUUUGCUAAAUCUGCCUGUUAAAAGCUGUGCGCUAUAUGACGAAUCAAGUUUUUGUCCCUUUGAGCCAGGAAGGUGGCAAUUCUGAGGACGGAAGCCAGUUCACGCUUUAAGAACUUUUAUAUUAAGUACAAAUAAACGCGAUUUUCUCCUCAGUUAACUGUCAUUAAAUGUUACUGGGUUACUGAUUGAUCAGGUUUGUGAUGAUUAUAACAUGAAAAGGAAGAAAAAGGAAAGAGAGUCAGGCUCAUUAGUUUCAUGUUCUUUCCAUUUAUAUUUCAAACGCGCCACGAGCCGGUUGUUAUAAUUGUUUGUUUUCUUUUUAGAAACUGUCCGUUAUAUCUUUUGCUGUGCAUGGAGUAAUUUUCAUUCAACAAUUAACUUUGCCUACAAGGCAAAAGAAGGAUCGUUGUUCCUUCUCAUUCCUGGAAAAUUAACUAUUUCGUGAUCAACCGUAGGGUGCGGAAGAUGCCAAUAGUGGUACAAAAAUCUUCACUAUAAUGAAGCGGGCACUGCCUCCAGUACUAAUCCGUUGCCUGGGCAAUAAUGUACUAUUUUAUUUUCUUUCAAGUUAAUGUGUUCUUUUCUCUUUUACGGCUAUUCGAAGUAUCGUUCAUUUUUUCUCCCCAUAUAUUUCUACAGCUGCACUUUUUCAAUCAGUUGAGACUGGCGAGAAUGCAUCGGAUUAAGGAAAAGCGGGAAUUGUCCCUUCUUGUCUCCAGUAGCUCCUUGUCCUUCCUAGCAUCUCCCUCAAACCUCAUUACUUAAUUCCCUGGGUUUUAUAACUUUUUAAAGGAGCUAUAGUCGCGCUAUUUACUAUCUAUCUACAUGGCUAAAACGUGUCUUAGUAUUAACUGAAUUCCAAGAAUAACGGUCCAGUUUUGAUAUUUAAGACUAUACGGAUGGCAAGGGUGGCCGACAUGGAUAGAAACUUGAAACAUUUGGGCGAACUUUUUCAAGUUUUAAUGCCACGCCGGUAAAAAGCACCAGAAAAAAUUAUGGUUAGUGCUCCCUGAUGAAAUGCGUUUGAUAUCGUCUUCGUGUUUCUUCUGGAGAAUUUUGUGGGUCGGUAAUUGUACUAAAAAAAGGAAUAUCCUCGUGACAUAGGCUCUUUAAAAGAUGACAAAUACAUGAGGACUGCGAUCGUUCCUGAGUUUCUAAAAUAUCCCAGUUCGCUCCAGUGGGACAACAGACAUUCUGUUGUUGUUGUUUUUUGGGACUUGUGGUUGUUGUUGUAAGAAAAAUCCUGUUUCAUGCAUGUCCUAAAUAUAUUGCUGGCUUCAGAAAAUAGUUCGACUCUUUUUGAAAACGCAGAACGAACAUAAUUAUAGGUUUCCCUCCGGAAACUUCAGCCACAACGGAAAAUCUAAGCUUACACACAGCAAAAAUUGAAAAACGUUUUGAUUGAAACUAAUCGACUUGUAAACUGAUUUCAACUCGUCUUACAGGGAGUGAUAACAUUUUGAAAUAUGUUUACUUUUAAAUAAUCAGGAAUGAAAUAAAAUUGAACUCAUAGGCGUGGGAUCGAACAAUGCUUCACGAAUUAACAAGUUCCCAUCUCUUGGUUUUUACACAUAAUAAGUCCUUUAGACCAAAGAACGUUAAAAUAUUCAUCAGGUACCAGCAGGUAACUGAUAAAAAUUUCAUUUUUUUGGUUUGUUCUUAGCUCUGAAGUCGUCUUUUUUUGUACAAUGUGACUUUUUGCAAUGAACGACCUCGUUUUUGCCUAAACUAUUGUGUGCAAUUUGAAGACACUUUCUACUUCUUGGACAAAUUUGGUUUUCCAACAUACGUUCCUUAGUUGGUGAUAAAAAUAAAGAUCAGUUUGGAGAAUGUUAUUCACGACAUGACUAAAUAUCAUGGGCGGGAAAAAAACAUCGAUCCACUGUCAAAACAUAUUACCGUACAUUACCAUACAUCCAGUUCCUUUGUUAGUCAUUCAUCACUUAAUUGUUUUGGAAACACAGUUUCGAAGUGUUGAAAAAUCACGAUAAUUUUCUUUCAAAGAGUUAGGGUCGUCUAAAACGCCUUUAACCAUCCACAAAUGCAGCUGUAUCAGAUCGCUCUACAUUUGUACAUUUGCAUCACAUUUGUAUCUUUCUAUCAAAACGCAGUGGCAGGUUAGUGAAAAAGCUUUAUGCGGUGCUUAUAUUUAUUUAGAACCACAAAGUUCUCUCAUCUUUCUCUCGUUUUUCACACUUCAAGUGUUGAGAGGUUCCUAAUAUUAAAAAUCACUUUAAUCUGGUGACGGAUUCAUCUUGAAGGCUUGACUAGGAACGAAACUGUCUACACGUGAUGUUAUUAAAAAAGGGAAUCAUGUUAGGUUUGAUUUCUUCUACAAUAAAGCCUCAUGUAUAUUUUAGUAGUGCGUAAGUCUCUCAGCCUGGGCAAAACACUUUUAAUUAUCUGACCGAUGGUUUUAGACAGAAACGACAAGACUUGUUUUUAAUUGUAAUUAUACAUUGACACAAACUGUCCAGUCAACCUCAAAAAAAACCUGGCUGUUGCUUUAUUAUCCUACACUCGAAAGCCUAAUGGAAGACUAACCGCCAAAUUUCUGAUUUGCAGUCGACAAUCCUACGAAUAUUAAAGCAAGAACAGUUAUUGCCGAUGCAGCCGUAAAGCGUACGACCACUACAAUUAGAUCGCGCUCUGGCAUUUCCACCUUACUGGAGUUCAUGUGCUAAAUCAAUAAAACUGAGGUGUCAAUGGAUCUGAGCAAAAAUGAAUUUUCUAGAUUUCGGGGGGAUGUAACUGUUAGAGCUUUCUCAAUGGGUGCUUUUUUUUCGUUUGAGACAAUGAAAUGCUGCAGGAUAGCCGUUAAUUGGAGGUGACAACAACAGCAAGUGUAUUGGUUAGUAGGUGGAACAAAAUCUCAUGGCCGUUAGCAAAGGGUCGACUGUAAUCCCCAUGAUAUUGCCUCUUUAAUAGCAAUUCUUUCUUUAUAUUUUCUUUUUCAGAAACCACUCUCUCGUUUAAAGAUCAGUGCUUGAAAUGGCACAACGACUACCGUCAGCAACAUCAGGUAAGUAAAAGUCGUAAAGACUUACUCUACGAAAAAUACACAUUACCCGGAGCAAAUUAAAGUGGUUUUGCCAAUUAUCAUGGAUAAUAAAUUGCAAAAUUUAUUGCCUGAUAACAAAAGAUGCUAGCAGGUAUGUAUCAUUUAAUUUGAUUAUUGUAUAAAUCGAAAUCGUUUUCUAACUCGUACUUGUUUAAGGUCAAACGACAUCUACAGACUUACUGCAUUUGAAGCUUUUCUGAAACGCCUGCCCCCGUCGUUUGUGUACCGAAAACCAUUAGGUGAGAAUAUGGUCGGACGGCUCAACUCGAAACACAAAAGAAUGUAGGAAACAAACCCUCUGUUUUCUCCCAAAAUUGCUACCAUUACCACCGACAAAGUCAGAUAUGGAUCGGUCCGAUGUAAGUUUCAUCAAGUUUGUUGAAUAGUUUCAAAUAAGACAAUAAUCAUGGAGAUUGUUAUUUUUGUUUCCGCGACAUAUACAGGUUGAAACAGUGGUGUGGAAUGAAACCCUUGCCAGGAAUGCGGCGGUCUGGGCCAGUUACUUGGCAGACAAUAACCUAUUUCAGCAUGCGACUAACAUACCAAAUGAAGGAGAAAACCUUUACAUGUCAACAGCUGUCCCCAAUGAGCCAUGUACUGCAGCUACACAAGCUUUCUACAAUGAGAUUAAAGAUUAUGAUUUCAACAAACCUGGAUUUUCGUUGGAAACAGGACAUUUUACACAAGUGAGUUAAGACAGCAGGGCAAUCAUUUUCGGAAAGAGAAGAUAGUAUUCCUUAAUUUUAAUUGUUUUCGACAAAGCGUGGUCUCGAAAAUGACACAAAAUAGCCUUUUGCGUCAACUGUGGCAGGGCAGAACUCAAACAUUUGAAGUGAGGAUCAAGUCGAAGCUUACAACAUGUGGUUCGGAUAAAAUGUAGCCCAAUGUUGAUCAAAGGAGUGCGCAUAACUGCUGUUCACGUAAAUUAUUUUACCAAAUAAUACAUGCGACUAACAUAAGAAAGGAAGUUAUCGUAUUUACUGUUUGUUAAAAGCUAGCUAGAAAAAGGCCAGAAACGUCUAGUCAACAGCUCUUAGUCCCAACUGCCCGCAACGGCUUAAUCCGAUGAAUCCUUAUUAAAUGAAAAUAUCCGUUUACGUUCAUCGGAGCUGUCGAAUUCUUAGAACAAAGGCAGUAGCUUCAUAGCCCUGACAAUAUCGUGUUGAAUCGACAUAGCUUAGAAUACAAAUAGCACCAACACAAAUGGGGUUGUAGUGCCCAUUUCCAGCUCUUUUUAGGCCCCGGGGUACUCUCCCCAAAUCUUUCUUCUUUGCUUUAGUUUCAAAUUCAAAUAUAGUGACUAUGGCAGGAAAUUGCUGGUUUUCGGCUGCCGUAACGUCAGCCAUGUUGGUUGGCAAGAGAAAAAGCGUUUCCCUCUGCUGGGAACUUAACUCUUCUUUCAUGGAAAUUGUGCUUGUUUUGUUUAUCGACAUGGCCUCCUUGUCACGUGAGUCAAGUACUGAAAGGACCGACUUCCCCUUUUUUGCGCAAGACAGGAAACAAUAGAAUUGUAGUGAUGGUGGUAGUGGUGCAGAGAAAAAAGAAAUGUGGUGGUGCUGGUGGAUGAAAAAAAAUGGGGUGGUAGAGGAGGGAAAACAGUUAGUAAAAAUUUGGUAGUGGUGGUGUAGGGAAGAAAAGAAUUGUGGUGGUGGAGGAGGGAAAAAUAGAGAUGUAGUGGUCCUGGUGGUUGUGUUGUAUAGAAAAAGAAAUAUGGUGGUAGAGGAGGGAAACCAGUAGAAAUGUGGUGGUGGUGGUGGCGGCGGAGGGUGAUCUAAAAAACAAAAUAAUUAAAUUUUGUUUUUGUUUAGUACUAGGAAAAGGUAGUUUGCUUGUGCCAGUAUAAAUAUGCAAGAUGUGCUUGCCAAGAAUAAGUGACCCUGAACUGGAACGAAUUGUUGCCUGCAUGAUGAAAGCGGCAAAAAUAGAAGUUUCAUAAUAAAAAAUGACAUUACGGCUGAGCCAUUUUGAGCCACAGGCGAUUUAGCGCUUAUUCCUUCGACAACAUGAGUCAACCAAUAAAUACCUUUAUUAGUUUUUAGUCAAACAAUUAAAAGGCAAGAUAUUUGACGACCUAAAACCGGUCAAACUGGUUAAACUGCCUUAGAAAGCACGUGAAGUUAUCUUACUGAGCUUCUCCCGCAUUAUAUUUGAGACAAAGACAAAAGGCUUUGACCUCAUCACUGUCAAUGUAAUCCUGUGCAAGUUGAUGAGAUUCCUGUGCAAAAAAGUAGAAAUCGGUUACUACUAUACUACUCACAUGGUUGCAAACCAAGUAUACAAAUAUUAGUGAUGGUUAGAAAAAUACGCAAACACAAACAAGAAAAAUAAAACUAUUUUUUGUAAUGUUCACACAAGACGACGAUGUAAAUAUCUUAUUUUAUGCUUAUCCUUAGAUUGUGUGGAGAACGACGAAGCAAAUAGGCGCGGCUUCUGCCACCAGGCAAGAUGGCCGGUUUGUCAUAGUGAUUCGGUAUACUCCGCCCGGUAACUUUGUCGGAGAGAUAUCAUUCAAGGAAAAUGUUCUCCCACCGAAAGACUGGCAAGCACCCACCGAGGCAGGUGUUACGCGGCUCCGAUCAUUCUCUCCUAUGUUCGUGGCGUGCUGGCUGUUAUUGCUUGGGUUGCAUUUCUAA
Messenger RNA from Porites evermanni, 7585 nucleotides. NCBI's taxonomy places the organism in Eukaryota, Metazoa, Cnidaria, Anthozoa, Scleractinia, Poritidae. The record is from the annotation of a GenBank genome assembly.